AACACUGUGCUUCCUGCCCUGCUCUGGCUUCCUGCCGCUGGCUGGAGGUCUUCGAUUUGCCCUGGAGAGUCGUGGACCCCGGCCGUCUCUGAGGGGGUUAUUCCGCACGAACCGGCAUCGUCUGGAGAAACGGCUCCCCGUGCCCAGCCCAUCCUGUGGCAGAAGCUCUAGCGUCGGCGGAAUGCCCUACUAUGCCAAGGUUCCCGGGUGGGCGUGGCAGCCGUACCCCGGCGCCCGCCUCCGCUCUGCCCGCCCCCGCUCCCGCGCUGAGCCCGGAGAAUGCCGUCUCACCUCCUGCCGGAUUCAUUCCAUCCCGGACACGGAUUUAUCCCUUCAUCAGUCUCUCCGUUCCUCCGUCUCCACCGUCAGUGGCAUUAAAGCGAUUAACAGCGUGUCGGGGCUGCAGGUGUCUGCCAGCUGCUAUCUUUGCGCUUUUCACAGAGCUCAGAAUAAUCUCAGAGGUGUACAGUAUGCCUGGGAAAUAGUCCAAAGACAGUGAUAUUAAUUUCUCCGGUUUUUCUCCUUCGCCCUCAGUCUUGCGCUUAACCACAUAAACAGACACACACAGACACAGACACACAGACACACACACCCACAGACACAGACACACACACAUACGCACACUCGCACAAACCCACACACACACACACAUAUACACACACACAAGGAAUUUCCACUCAUCUCUCCCCUGCAGACAAUGGAGCUCAGUGUAUCACUUCCGGCAGAGGGCAAAGGUCAAGUAGAUUGACCUCUUCAGGGUGACUGAAAGCAUACAUUUCAAAAUCUCACUCUAGUCUUUAAAGGCCUACUUCUCUGAUUGGACCCUGGACCAGAAACCAGAAUUCUGACUGGGUUGCAGAACUACAUCUGAGCCCUGAUUGGAUCGUGGACAAGAAACAUUCCCUGAACUAGAACGUGGACCAGAAGCUGGGCUCCGAUUGGAUCCCUGGAGCUCUGAGCCACAGAGCCUUCCUUACAAACAGGACUGGGAUUGGUGCAGAUGGAGCAGGUCACCAGCAUCGUCCAUCUGCAGAUACCCGCUCAGCCCUCGCCCGGUGACCCAGCGGGGCCGAAGGGCGGCAAGGGCGGGGCUCAGCCCGGCCCCGCCCACCCCUGCGAGCAGCCGGGCGGGGCUCUGGAGGCCGGCGCGGGCGCGCUCCUGAUGGCGGGCGCGGGGGCGCUGAUCCUGGUCCUGCUGUGCGCCGUGCUGCUGCUGGUCCGCUACAGGCACCGCUGGGCCCAGAGCGGCUCCCUGCAGUACAUCAGCUUCCACCACUCCGCCCGCUACACCCUGAAGGACCCCUGCUCGUCGCCCACGCCCCCACCGCAGCCCGCCCCUCGACCGCCCUCCCUCCCGCCCUCGCUGCCCCUCCCGCCCCCGCCGCCCGUGUGCCCCGCGCCCCAGCCUCCGCCCUUCCAUCCGCCCCCGCCCCAAAUCCACCUGCUCCCGCCCCCGUCGCCCCACCCGGCCCCGCCCUUCGCCCACGCCGCCCCGCCCUUCAUCCACACCACCCCGCCCAGCCCCCUCCUGCCGGCCCCGGACAUGGUGGUGUACUCCCGAAUCGGGGUGAUGAGAACUUCCAGGCCCCCCAGCGCGAGUGGGAGCGGGACGCAGGUGAUCCUGUUUGAGCACUCCUCCCUGUGA
Molecule: messenger RNA, 1645 nt
Organism: Anguilla anguilla (European eel)
Lineage: Eukaryota; Metazoa; Chordata; Actinopteri; Anguilliformes; Anguillidae
Product: leucine-rich repeat extensin-like protein 3
Exons: 2
Coding region: 1001-1645 (214 amino acids)
Source: RefSeq, a predicted model, not a curated record